AGCGAGGCGAGGCGAGAGGUCGCGCGGGUAAGGUUACGCACGGAGCGGCGCAGCGACUUCAAGGAUCGCCAUGGGUCUCAUGUCCAAGGCCAAGUUCAAGAAUGUGGACUUCUACCGCAAGAUCCCGAAGGACAUGACGGAGGGCACCAUCCCGGGCAGCGUGAUCUCGAUGCUCGCCGCGCUCGUCAUCGGCCUGCUGUUGGUGAGCGAGGUGGGCAGCUACCUCACGCCCAAGUUCGACACGCGGGUGGUCAUCGAUCGCAGCGCGGACGGCGAGAUGAUGCGCAUCAACUUCAACGUCUCGUUCCCCGCGCUGUCGUGCGAGUUCGCCUCCGUCGACGUCGGCGACGCCAUGGGACUGAACCGAUUCAACCUGACCAAGACGGUGUUCAAGCGCGCGAUCGACGCCAAGCUGAACCCGCUCGGGCCCAUCCAGUGGGAGCGCGGGCACGAGAACAGGAAGGAGCCCGAGCACGCCGACGACGCCGCCACCGCCGUCGCCAUCAAGGCCGUCGAGGAACACGCAGAGCGCAAAGCCGCCAUGCCAAACAGCGACAAGCACGCCGAGGCAGUCUUCGAGCUCGACGCCAAAUCCUUCGAAGACGAGAAGAAGAAGGCCGCGGUGCUCCUGGUCAACUUCUACGCGCCGUGGUGUCCGUGGUCCAGGCGUCUGGACCCCGUCUGGAAAGCAUCCGCGCUCCAGAUCCACGCCAAGUACCCCAAAGAUCACGCCAACCGCGUCGUCGUCGCCGAGGUUGACUGCACCAAGCACGAACGACUGUGCAGGGAUCAGCACAUCCAGGGGUACCCGUCCGUGCGAGUGUACACCAAGUCCCACGACGCCCUGCACCGCGGCUACGACCACGACCACACCUCCUACCACGGCGACCGAACCGUCGAGGCAAUCACGACCUUCGCCGAGGAGCUCCUGCCCGCGUGGAAGGCUACGGAUCACAAGGACACCGAGCUGGCGAUCCGUCAGCCGGUGGAGACGCAGACGGUGAAGAAGAUCGACGGCCCCGGGUGCUCCGUCACCGGCUUCGUCCUGGUCAAGAAGGUUCCCGGCCACCUUUGGGUCACGGCGACGUCCAAGUCGCACUCGUUUCACGCGGAGAGCAUGAACAUGUCGCACGUGGUGCACCACUUUUACUUUGGGCAGCAGCUCACGCCCCAGCGCAAGCGAUACCUCGACAGAUUCCACUCCAGGGAGAAGGACCCCAAGGGGGACUGGCACGACAAGCUCGCGGGCGGGACGUUUACGAGCGAAGAGGACAACGUGACCCACGAGCAUUACCUGCAGACGGUGCUCACGACGAUCAAACCCAGCGGAAGCCCCGCGCCGUUCAACGUGUACGAGUACACGCAACACUCGCACUCGCUCCGGUCGGAGAAGGAGCUCCCGAGGGCGAAGUUUCACUUCGAUCCGUCGCCGGUUCAGAUCAGCGUCAGCGAGGAGAGGCAGAAGUUUUACCACUUCAUCACCACGCUGAUGGCCAUCGUCGGCGGCGUGUACUCGGUCAUGGGCAUUGCGGACGGGUUCGUGCACAACUCCAUCCAGGCGUGGAAGAAGAAGGAGCUCGGCAAGUUCGGCUGAGCCGCGACGUAUUAGCGGCGAGAUUCAUCAACCCUGUUUAUAUAUGUCG
Micromonas commoda is the source of this 1643-nucleotide messenger RNA. RefSeq lists its product with no specific name. NCBI's taxonomy places the organism in Eukaryota, Viridiplantae, Chlorophyta, Mamiellophyceae, Mamiellales, Mamiellaceae. The coding region runs from base 71 to 1594 and encodes 507 amino acids. The transcript has a single exon. The record is from RefSeq and is a predicted model, not a curated record. Gene Ontology annotation, cellular component: endoplasmic reticulum; COPII-coated ER to Golgi transport vesicle.